This is a messenger RNA of Drosophila innubila, 622 nucleotides long. RefSeq names its product peptide deformylase, mitochondrial. The record is from RefSeq and is a predicted model, not a curated record. Gene Ontology annotation, cellular component: mitochondrion. Gene Ontology annotation, biological process: peptidyl-methionine modification; N-terminal protein amino acid modification. Bases 9 to 620 code for a protein of 203 amino acids. Gene Ontology annotation, molecular function: peptide deformylase activity. Lineage: Eukaryota; Metazoa; Arthropoda; Insecta; Diptera; Drosophilidae. The transcript is spliced from 2 exons.
GUGGAACAAUGCCUGUGGAACUUGUCGCACGCACGGCUCCGCCGUACAAUCAUUUUACGCAAAUUGGCGAUCCCGUGCUACGGCAAUGUGCCGAGGAAGUGGCUGAAGAUCGUAUAGACAGCCAGGAGAUCAACGAUGUUGUGGAACAAAUGGUGAACGUGCUGCGACACUACGAUUGCGUAGGCGUGGCAGCACCCCAAUUAGGCCUUCCACUACGUAUGAUUGUCAUGGAGUUCCGCGAGGACAAGCGGGAGCGGUUUCCAAAAGAGAUUUAUGAACAACGUAAAAUGUCCACUUUACCGCUAACCGUUUUUAUCAAUCCAAAGAUGGAGAUAAUUAGUGAAACAAAACAUACACAUCUCGAGGGUUGCAUGAGCGUACGUGGUUACUCAGCCCAAGUAGCUCGAUACGAUCGCGUACGCAUCACCGGCAUUGGAAAGCUUGGAACACCUUCAGAACUGGAUCUGGAAGGUUGGAGCGCGCGCAUAGCACAACACGAAAUGGAUCACUUGAACGGGAUCGUUUACAUCGACCGCAUGGAUGUUUCUAGCUUUAACUGCAUAACGUGGCAGCAGAUUAAUGCCGCUGGUGGACGCGCAAAUAUACCAUUUGAUAAAUAAAA